Aspergillus aculeatus ATCC 16872 is the source of this 911-nucleotide messenger RNA. RefSeq names its product ubiquinone-binding COQ10-like protein. Gene Ontology annotation, biological process: ubiquinone biosynthetic process; cellular respiration. Gene Ontology annotation, cellular component: mitochondrion. Lineage: Eukaryota; Fungi; Ascomycota; Eurotiomycetes; Eurotiales; Aspergillaceae. Bases 1 to 834 code for a protein of 277 amino acids. The record is from RefSeq and is a predicted model, not a curated record. Gene Ontology annotation, molecular function: ubiquinone binding. The transcript has a single exon.
AUGCGCACAUCACUCCUAAACACCACGCGGCACCUCAGGCCCACCCCUCGCCAGCUACCACUCCAGGGCACCCAACAACCACUAUCAACACUGAUCACACAUUCUCUCCGUACCACCACCGCCACCACAACGAUAACGACUACGACUACACAACCCGGCAACACCAACACCCUCACAAUCCAUCCCCGACCAUCCCACCCCACAAACCAACAACAACGUCGAACCUUUCUCUCCUCCUUCCUCCCGGGGAGCGGCUCCAAUGGCUCCGAUAACGAUUCCUCCUCCCGCACCCGCCGCCUAACCGCGACCCGCACUCUCCCCUACUCGCCCGCCCCUCUCUUCGAAGUCAUCUCCGACGUCCAGUCCUACUCCUCCUUCCUUCCCUUCCUCAACGCCAGCACCGUCACCCACCGCGACCCCACGACACAAUACCCGACGCGCGCCUUCCUGACGGUGGGCUACGGCCCGCUCAGCGAGACCUUCACCUCGAAGGUGGAUUGCGAUCCCCAGCGGCUGACGGUCACGGCGCAGAGUGGGGCGCGGUUUGGCGUGGCGAAGAAGGACGGGCAGGCUGUGAGUUCCGGAGGAGGUGGUGGGUUUGGGUUCCCCGGGGCGGAGGAAGGCAUCUUCGAGUAUUUGAGUACCAAGUGGGAGUUGGCGGAUGUCACUGCGGAGAUGGGUGGAGGAAAGAGCAUGACCAGGGUGCAUUUGGAGAUUGGGUUCGAGUUCAAGAAUCAGUGGCAUGCUACCAUGAUGAGUGCGGUUGAGGGCCAAAUGGCUGGGGUCAUGAUAGAGGCGUUCGAGAAGAGGAUGGGGGAGGUGGUUGGACGGUGAUACUUGUUGAUACCAGGAUCUCAUGACGAUACUAGACACAUAUAGAAGAGAGGGUGUUCAUGCUCAUAAUAAGAUAU